This is a messenger RNA of Mycotypha africana, 1509 nucleotides long. RefSeq lists its product as uncharacterized. The record is from RefSeq and is a predicted model, not a curated record. Gene Ontology annotation, molecular function: chitin deacetylase activity. Bases 1 to 1509 code for a protein of 502 amino acids. Gene Ontology annotation, biological process: carbohydrate metabolic process. The transcript has 2 exons. Lineage: Eukaryota; Fungi; Mucoromycota; Mucoromycetes; Mucorales; Mycotyphaceae. Gene Ontology annotation, cellular component: membrane.
AUGUAUCUUGCAAAAGUUGGUGCUUUAUUUCUAGCUACAGGUACCUUUGUAUCUGCUACCAAACACUCAAGCAGUAGUGAUGAGCCCAGUUCUACAAGCGUCGGAAUUCUACCUGUUGAAUCGCCCACAUGGUUACCCGACUUCCCUUUACCUAAAGAUGUUAGAACUAGCUAUCCCACCAGCACACCUCAGAUUAGUACAACGUUAUCUCAGGAGACCUUGAAUCUAGAUAACUAUCCAGAACCUUGGUCUUCCCCUAACACGAACACUUCUGAAAUCAAGGCCGUCAUGAACGCUAUUGAUUGGACCAAGGUUCCUAAAGCGCCCAUUCGUAAAGCGAAGAAGAACGGUGACCUCGAUAUGGACAGUUACAAUGUUGAUGAUGACCCAUACUGUUGGUGGUCUGAUACCAACUGCGUCAAGCCUAAAGCCAAAUACUUGCCUGAAGAUAUAACUUAUUGCCCCAGAGCCGGCGAUUGGGGACUUAAUUAUGAUGAUGGACCAUUCAACCUUGCUGGUGAUAAAGAACUUGAUAAAUACGCUGAGCCAGAACUCUAUAACUUCUUGGCCAAGACCAAUAACCAAAAAGCAACCCUCUUUUAUAUCGGCUCUAACGUAGCUACUUAUCCUGCUGCUGCAAGACGUGCAUUAAAUGAUGGCCAUGUUCUGUGUGCUCACACUUGGUCUCAUGCUCAAAUGACUACGCAAACCAACGAGCAAGUUGUUGCUGAGCUCUACUGGACUAUUCGUGCUAUCAAAGAAGCAACCGGCGUUACCACAAAAUGCUGGCGUCCUCCAUAUGGUGAUGUUGACGAUCGAGUUCGUGCUAUUGCUCACCAAAUGGGUUUACAAACCAUCAUUUGGGAUCAAGAUACCGAUGAUUGGAACAUGUUUGGUGAAGGUGGCGGUAUGUUGCCUACUUCCACGGUUGACGGCUACUUUACUGAAUGGAUCAAGGCCGCCAAAAAGAAGACUGAUACUCAUGGUCAUAUUGUCCUUCAACACGAAUUGAACAAUGCUACCGUUAAGAUGGCUGAAAAAUGGUUAUCCACCCUUCAAGAGAACUUCAACGUCGUUACAAUCCAACAAUGCAUGAAUAUUUCACAACCCUAUUGGGAAAGCAACUGGGUCUAUCCUACUGAAGCGAAUCCUAACGUUGCCAACACCACCAUAUCGUCUCCCAUCACCGACAACAACAAUUCUACUUCCAAAAGUCAACCCACAUCAACCCACAAAGCCUCAUCCUCUUCGGAACGAGCACCAACACAUGCAACUACUCAUUAUGCUGCUGAUACUACCAUCAAAACAGACGACUACACUGCCGAUGCAUCUGAUAACAAAGAUGCUUCUCCCACAAGCAAUAUCGAAUUGAACGCCAAAACUACCGAUAUUCUCUUAGCUGUUGUUGACUCAGAGUUGCAAAUCUCUGGUGCCUUAAGAAACAAUGCUGACAGUUCUUCUUUAAUUGCUCUUGCUGCCGCUUCCAUCACUUAUUUUUUCUUCAACUAA